AUGCAAGAGAUCUCACCCUGUCGCGUCCGUUCCAGGAUGAUGCCAGGGCCAGAGUCUGCUCCUGCUCUGUGCAAGGACAGAGGUGGCUUUGUCACCUGGCCUCUGAUCCACCCAGCCCAGGACCUCAGCUGCCCACCCUUUGCCCUGGGAACCGAAGUGCAACCCUGCCCCGGUCACCGCCUAGCGCUGCCUUUCAGCAUCUGCCAAUCUAUCAAGAUUCAGCUACCGCUGUGA
Rangifer tarandus platyrhynchus (Svalbard reindeer) is the source of this 234-nucleotide messenger RNA. NCBI's taxonomy places the organism in Eukaryota, Metazoa, Chordata, Mammalia, Artiodactyla, Cervidae. The record is from the annotation of a GenBank genome assembly.